Molecule: messenger RNA, 1152 nt
Organism: Naegleria fowleri
Lineage: Eukaryota; Heterolobosea; Eutetramitea; Acrasida; Naegleriidae
Exons: 2
Coding region: 1-1152 (383 amino acids)
Source: RefSeq, a predicted model, not a curated record
AUGUCUUCCUCUGAUUCUGCCACUUCCACUCCAAUCAAAAUUCCUUUCUCCAAAUAUGUUCGAUUUGGUAAUACUGGAUUAAAAGUUUCACCAUUGUGUUUUGGAUGUAUGACCUUUGGAUCUUCCAAAUGGCAACCAUGGGUUCUUGAUGAAGAUGAAUCUUUAAAGAUGUUGAAAAGAGCCUAUGAAUUGGGAAUUAACUUUUUUGAUACUGCCAACACAUACAGUAAUGGAGAGAGUGAGAGAAUUUUAGGCAAAUUCCUCAAAUUGAACCAAAUCCCAAGAGAACAAGUGGUCAUUGCUACCAAAGUAUUUGCUCCAGUUGACAAGUCGGAUCAACAAAAAUUUAUGAUUCAACUCCCAAGAGAUCAACUAGUUCCAAAUACCUUUGGAUUAUCAAGAAAGCACAUUAUGCAUGCUGUUGAAGAGUCUUUACAAAGGUUGGGCACAGAUUACAUUGAUUUGUACAUUAUUCAUCGAUGGGACAACAAUACUCCUAUUGAGGAAACCAUGGAAGCCUUACAUGAUUUAGUAAAAUCAGGUAAAGUCCGUUACAUUGGCGCUUCUUCCAUGUGGGCUUGGCAAUUUGCAAAGGCUCAACACAUUGCUGAUAAGAGAGGAUUUACUAAAUUCAUCUCCAUGCAAAAUCUCUACAAUCUGUUGUAUCGUGAAGAAGAACGUGAUAUGAUUCCAUUGUGUAAGGAUCUUGGAGUGACUAUGACUCCAUGGUCUCCUCUUGCGAGAGGAAUAUUAGCAAGAGCUCAUGAUUAUGCUGAAGGUGGAAUGAGAAGUGUGAAUGGUGGUGCUGUUGGCAAUGAAAAUGGUCAAAGUGAUGACAACCCCAAAACUUCAACCACACGAUCCACUACUGAUUUUUUUGUCAAGACUUUUCAAGCCAAUUUGUUGGAGAGUGAUCGAGAGAUAUUGAAAAGAGUUUCAGAAUUGUCCAAAAAGAAGAAUUGCACUCCAGCACAACUCUCUCUUGCUUGGAUGUUGAAAAAAGAUUUUGUUUCAUCACCUGUGAUUGGAUCAAGUACCAUUGAGAAUAUUGAACUCAAUGUGGCAGCUAUUCAUAUUGAAUUGACAUUGGAAGAGGUGAAAUAUUUAGAAGAGCCAUACACUGCCAAACCAGUCUCAGGAAACUUGCAAUAA